Leguminivora glycinivorella is the source of this 2005-nucleotide messenger RNA. It is a transcript of the gene Fkbp45, whose product is annotated as 46 kDa FK506-binding nuclear protein. Gene Ontology annotation, cellular component: nucleolus; chromatin. Lineage: Eukaryota; Metazoa; Arthropoda; Insecta; Lepidoptera; Tortricidae. The transcript is spliced from 8 exons. Gene Ontology annotation, molecular function: peptidyl-prolyl cis-trans isomerase activity; macrolide binding. The record is from RefSeq and is a predicted model, not a curated record. Bases 177 to 1382 code for a protein of 401 amino acids.
GCAUGUUCGUUCCCGGCCUGCCAUUCCGAGUUCGCGCCGUGUUCAGUUCCAAAUUAAAUUGAAAGCAUUGUGAUUUUAAAGCGUUAUUGCAGAACUUUUGUGUCAAUACAGUUCCAGAACUUGGAACUCCUAUUUACAGUUUUUAUUUCGCCGUUACCAUUGAAUCUUUAUCCACCAUGUUUUGGGGACUGAUUAUGGAACCGAACAAACGGUACACCCAAGUGGUGGAAAAGCCGUUCCACAUAUCCCAGGCGGCGAUGGACAUCUCCACAGGUGAUAAUGACCCGUGCCAGGUUAUGGUAGUGGUGGACGGGAAGAACUUCCUGGUCUGCACGCUCCAGAAGAACAAGAAUAUCCAAGUACCUUUGGACCUGUACUUCAAAUCAGGAGAUGCCAUUUCAUUUUUGACAAAUGGAAAGUGUAAUGUCCACUUAACCGGCUACCUGGACCCUGAGUUUGAGGACGAGGAGGAGGAGUCUGAAGGUGAUGAGGAGGAAGAGGAUGAGGCACCCACUCUGGUGUCUGCGGCUAAGAGGAAACUGGAGAACAGCAAUGAGAAAAAUGCCAAAAAACAAAAGAAGGACGAGAAAGCUGCCCAAGCCGACGACAGCUCAGACUCUGAUGAUGAUGGCGAGGAUCAGCUCCAGAAGAUCCUUGACGGUGAAGACCUGGACACAGAUGACAAUGAUGAGUCCUUCAAGCUAAACACCACUGCUGAGGAUAGUGAUAGCGAUGAAGAAGAGGAUGAUGAUGAUGAGGAGGAAGCUGAAGACGAGGAAGGCGAGGAAGAGGAAGACUCCUCGGAUGAGGCAGAGACCACCCUCGACACCAGCAAGGAGGAGGCCAAGGUCGACACGUCCAAGCUGAGCAAGUCGGCCCGCAGGCGCCUCAAGAAGAAGCUGCAGAAGGAGGGCAAGGAGCCGCAGGUCAAUGGACUUGAUAAGCCUAAGAAGGAUGGUAAAGGCGAUCAACAGCAGAAAGAAAAAAAGAAGCCAGAGGCCAAGAAGGAAGCCCAACAAAACGGACAAGUCGAAAAGAAAGAAAAGAAGACCAUCAGCGGGGGAGUGGCCAUCGAAGACUUGAAAGUCGGAAACGGACCAGUUGCCAAGCCAGGAAAAAAUGUUAUGGUUUACUACGAAGGCCGCCUAAGGUCCAACAACAAGAUGUUCGACAACUGCCUGAAGGGGCCCGGCUUCAAGUUCCGCCUGGGCGCCAAAGAGGUGAUCACGGGCUGGGACGUCGGCAUCAGUGGCAUGAAGGUUGGCGGCAAGAGGCGCAUUGUCUGCCCACCCAACAUGGCGUACGGUGCUAAAGGCUCCCCUCCAGUGAUUCCGCCAAAUUCCACCCUAGUCUUCGAAGUGGAACUGAAGAAUGUUAAAUAAGUGUAAGAAGCUGUGUUGCCAGUGUCACAGACACUUGUUUCGGAUCCGCCGAGGUUGUUGAAUGUUGCCAUGAAUGAGAGGAUUGUUUGAUCAUGGUUUGGUAAUGCAAGGUUUUUUAUUAUUAUAUUUUUCCUUCUAUUGACUAGUUUAGGAUGAAACUACCUUGCUUUAUCAGACCAUUGUUUGCUUAUGUUUAAGGUACUUGUGUGAAGUGUCUGCAAUGUUAUUGCACAAUUUGUAAUAAAUCCCUAAUCCCAUUGCAGAAACUUCAUACUCGCGUUAGACUGUAAGCUUGUUUAAGUUAGAUUAUAAGAACCCUGCUGGACAUAAUUAUGAGUAUUUUCAUUGACUUGUAAUUCAAUAAUAUAUGUUAUUUUAAACACUGAAUUGUAAUAAAAUAGUUUCUAUCAUCAUCAUCAGUAGAAGAUCUACAUUCAUUUGGCAGUUUUAGUAAUUAAAAGCCUUUUGUAAUUUAAUAGAAUUAUAAAUAUUACCUGUAUUUUAUGUUGCCAUUUGUUUUAAUCUGUCAUUUUUUUCUUUAACUUCAAACUUUCACACAAGCAAUUUUUUGUCACUAUGAAAUCAUGGCAAUAGAAUGGCAAAAAUAAAAUUUCCGAAUUCCA